UUUCCUCGUACCAAACAUUCUUACUGUCAAAGUCUCUUAUCUUUUUGGACAAAACCAUCGUACUCUUAUUUGAAUUUCUAUCCCUUCAUCGCUUUUCGGUUUUUUAUUUUUUAAUCCUCUACUACAAAGAGAGAGACAGAAACUGAGAGAGAUAUUUUGGUGUAUCAAAGAUGAAUAAUUAUGGGGAGAGCAAUGGAGAUUUAAAUGUCCAUGAAAAACAAGUUGAAGGUCGUGAUCAUGGUGAAAAUGGAGAUGGGUCUGGUAAUGGAGUCAUUUUGGGGAUUGAUGGUGGCACUACUUCAACUGUUUGUGUCUGUAUUCCUAUCUUUCCUUCCUCCAAUACCCUCCCUAAGCCUCUCCUUGUCCUUGGACGUGCUGUUUCUGGUUGCUCCAAUCAUAACAGUGUUGGAGAAACUGCUGCCAGGGACACGUUAGAAGAGGUUAUGGCUGAAGCCCUUUCAAAAUCAGGUUCCAAUUGGUCCACCGUUCAUGCUGUUUGUUUAGGCGUUUCUGGUGUUAACCAUCCAACUGAUCAAGAAAGGAUACUAAAUUGGCUGAGAGAAAUAUUCCCUAGCCAUGUGAAGUUGUAUGUUCAGAAUGAUGCUGUUGCUGCUCUCGCAAGUGGGACCAUGGGAAAGCUUCAUGGCUGUGUUUUAAUUGCUGGUACAGGGUGCAUUUCUUAUGGAUUUGCUGAAGAUGGCAGAGAAGCUCGAGCUUCAGGUGCAGGACCUGUCCUAGGUGAUUGGGGGAGUGGCUAUGGAAUUGCUGCAAAGGCACUAACUGCAGUAAUAAGGGCUCAUGAUGGUCGUGGUCCACAGACACUGCUAACAAAUAAGAUUUUAAAGGCACUCUGUCUUUCAUCUCCAGAUGAACUUAUUGGGUGGACUUAUGCUGAUCCAUCUUGGGCACGCAUUGCAGCUCUCGUUCCAGAAGUGGUAUCUUGUGCUGAAGCUUGCGAUCAAGUUGCAACUAAGAUAUUAGUUGAUGCAGUCCAGGACUUGGCUCUAAGUGUGAAGGCUGUUGUUCAAAGACUUGGUUUGUGUGGUGAAGAUGGAAAUGGUUUUUUCCCUGUUGUGAUGGUUGGUGGUGUUCUUGAAGCUAACAGGACUUGGGAUAUUGGGAAAGAAGUUGUGAAGUGUAUUCAGGAGCAGUUUCCUGGGGCUCAUCCUAUUAGACCACAGGUGGAACCAGCUGUCGGGGCAGCUCUGCUGGCCUGGAAUUUCUUGAUGAAAGAAUCAACAGAGAACUGCCAUAGCUGACCGGUUUGUUUUAGGGUGCUGAAUGUUCGACUGACUGUACAGAUCUAUACAGGAAGAUUUCUAGAAAAUAAAUUUUCUUCUGUGAAAUUCUUAUGUGCAUUCUGCCGAAUAAAAUUUAUCAAGAUUGUGAAAAGAAAUGAAAAUCAGCUACUUGGUCAUGA
Messenger RNA from Populus trichocarpa (black cottonwood), 1420 nucleotides. RefSeq lists its product as uncharacterized. The record is from RefSeq and is a predicted model, not a curated record. NCBI's taxonomy places the organism in Eukaryota, Viridiplantae, Streptophyta, Magnoliopsida, Malpighiales, Salicaceae. The transcript is spliced from 7 exons. Bases 171 to 1259 code for a protein of 362 amino acids.